Messenger RNA from Adineta steineri, 312 nucleotides. Lineage: Eukaryota; Metazoa; Rotifera; Eurotatoria; Adinetida; Adinetidae. The record is from the annotation of a GenBank genome assembly.
AUGUUUAUCUAUUUAUUCCUCUCAUUAUUAAUUUUACCCUUAUUCAAUGCUGAACAGCAUCAGACGAAACUUGAAAAUAAUAAUGAAUGGUUUUUACAACGUUCAGGAGCUGCCAAUUAUUUAUCUGGUUUGCCAAUAAGACGAUUUCAACAACAAUUGGUACAUCCAACAGUUGAUAGUUCAUCGUUUUUAUCAGCAUCAGAUAGUGAUGAUCAACAACAACAACGUGGAAAACGGAUCUAUUGGGAGAAUCUUGCAUUUCAACCAGCUGAUUAUAAUCACAAAUCGAAAAAUCCUAAAAGGUCUAAAUAA